Molecule: messenger RNA, 2427 nt
Organism: Botrytis deweyae
Lineage: Eukaryota; Fungi; Ascomycota; Leotiomycetes; Helotiales; Sclerotiniaceae
Exons: 1
Coding region: 1-2427 (808 amino acids)
Source: RefSeq, a predicted model, not a curated record
AUGUCGUGGUCACCCCCCAAUGACGGCGGCGGAUGGGGAAUUGAUGAUUCCUACUCAUCUCCUCAUCAUCAAGCUUCAAGUAUGAAUUCUAAAGACAAUGACUCGGAAGAUCAAGGCGAUUUCAUAUCAUCUCUCCAUAAUUACCAAUUUCCAGAUCCAACGACCGCAAUCAAAGAGAAACUAGCCACAAAGAAAACCGAACUACUUAGCUUGAGAGAAGAAGUCGAAGCCAAAGAAGAGAAGAUUCGCAGUUGCGCAGAGGAUUUCGACCGCAAGAAGUUGGAAAUGAACACAGCGGGCGCUCAAUUGGCGGAGGAAACAGCGUCAUUGAUAACUGCAAAGAGUGCGCACGAUACACUUGUUGGAGAAAUUUUGUCGCAGGAUCAUUACCUGGAGACAAUUCGGCAAGCCAAACAUUUUCAGCAGCGACAAUGGACAUGGGAGCAAUGUUUAGUCAGAGAAAAUGGGAAGUUGAAGGAGGAAGUGGAGUCUCUCAGGCAACUCGCAAAGGACCAUUGCGAUUACUAUAAUAGCGAGGUUGAAAAGCUGAAAAGAAAUAUCGACAACCUGAAGCUUGAGCAUCAAAGUUGUAAGUGGUCCUGGGAGAACCAAAACCGAAACAAAGAUUUGGAAGCGAAGAAACACGUUGCUGCUGCUGUGAAGGAGGCCGUGGAUAAAGCGUUGAGUCGUCAGAGAACAGAGUUUGAAACUGUGAUGAAGGAGGCUGUGGAAAAAGCAUUAAGCUGCAGAAGCACAGAGUUUGACACCGUUGGGCUAGAGGUGCGAACGACUUUCGUUGAGAGUCAUCGGUUGCGUAACCCAGGUUCUUUCGCCCCUACCCAAGCACUUGUUCCAUAUGGAUCUAAAUCGACUCAUGAUUUUGAUGUUCUUGCCGACAUGACUCUAUACCUUGAUCCUCAAAUACCAGGACAUCGUGCCGACGGCGAAACAUUUACCCGAAUAUAUGGUAUCAAAUGGACUACUGCCAAAAGAUUUGAAAAUUUUCCUAAGUUUGCAGAUUUGGUAAACCAAUAUGCUUUAGCAAAGAGCUACAGUCCACAAACAUUUGAUUCCACGACCUUCUUCAAAGUUUGGUCGCGCAUGGGUGUCUCUUUCGAUGAGACGCACUUUGAAGAAGUUACUGCAUGGCUGAGAAAUGUCCGGAAAACUUUCAAGACGACUGUCGAUCUGAAUCUUGCCCUCACUGAGAUCGAAAGAACGCAUAAUAGUGAUAGCACUCAAGCCCAUGAAAAAUUGACAAGGCGGCAUGCAUUGGAUCGCAUGAGACUAGAGGCAAUACUGGAAAAGAAAGAGUUCUGUGCCACAUUACGCGCACUUCCACAACAAGCCGGCUUUGCAAUCCGAAGUCGUCAUUUAGAAUGGCUGAAGAUUCCGCAAGGAAGGGAUAUGACUGUCAUUGAGAAGGGAGGCGAGGUCGCACAUUAUGCUGACGCUUUACUUGACGCUGUAAUGUUUGUCCCAGAACUGUUUGAUAACAAGUGCGAAAAGCCUCAUGAUGACGAGCUAUACCAACAAACUUACCACCAUUCUCCAAUCGAGAUUAUUUCAAUGGCUAGCUAUGAUCACUCUAAGCCAUUGAUCAAAGUGAUUAACUGGUUCGCUCGCAUCAAACAAUGGCGCACCAACCGAGAUUAUCUUAGGACGGAUUUCGUUACAGAGAGUGCAAAAUUUGGCAUAUACCCAUUCACAGCUCACAAGCACGAUUGGCUGAAACUUAUUAAGUGGGACUCUAUCCUCCGAGAACUAGAAAGCCUGUACCUAAAGGAGGAAAAUAUGAACAAGAUAAAAUAUCAACGAGUCGAUCAACCUGUUUUCUUAGAAGUCGACCACGUCCAAAUCAGUGGACAGGAUUGGUCAAUCAAGGAUACUCAUAGAGCAGAGUCUCCCAUCAACAACAAGAGUCCAACGGAAGAAAGUUCGAAGCCGGGUAUGAGUCAAAGUCAAUAUUUUGAGGAUCGAAUUGAUACUCCUCCCCAUAUGAAUUCUGGUCUCCCUCUCCAGCCGGUUCCUCUUGAUUGGAAUGGACUUCCAUCGGUAUCCAGCGUCAAAUUAGCAUCUGAUGAAAGUCAGAACCCGAUAGAUGAUGGUUGGGGACCGUGUACCGUAACUACCAAAGAAAGUUCGCUGGAAGAUAUGCGGAGUACUAGUCCCGCUACUCUUCCUGUUCCAUCUCAAAAGCCAAUGCAUGAAGACUGGAACAGGACGAUGAGAGGUUGGAAAGGUAGAACGGCUAGAGGAGGGAGGACAACUAGAGGAGGUAGGGCAUCUAGAGGAGGUAGGGAAUCUAGGGGAAGCAGAGAAACUAGUAGUAGGGUAAGUAAGAAUGAUCCAUAUCAGCACAAUCUGAAAGUCCUGGAAACAUCAGAGCUGCAGGAUUUACAGGCAGAUUACAUCGAGCCUUGGUAA